AUGUUAUCAAAUACAUCAAGAGGGCACUAAUAAAAUCAAUUUUCAAAGACUUAAACUCAAACUCUGAUUCCCCUUUCUGAAUUAAAUAAUAUUAGAGGAAAGCUUAAGGGUGGCAAUUUAGCUUAAGAAGAAAGAUAAUUGGAUAAAAUGAGAAUGUAUAACUUGUUUUAAUUUAAAGGAAGGCAAAUUCUGAGGAGAGGAUGAAACGAUGGCCUACUACAAUAGCAGCUUAUAAAUAAAAAAGAGAUUAACAUAGAUUUGAAAAAUUUGCUGCAGCAGAGGAAGAGAGAAGGUAAAUUGAUAUUGAAGAGGAAAUCUUUUAGAAAGGACAAAAAAAGAUUACUUUAGAAUAAGCAAAUAAAUAAAUUUAUGAGGAUAGCGAUAAGGUUAAAGCUUUUCAUGGAAAAAUGUUAUUUUCUGAUGUUUUGUAGGAGAGGGAUGAAUAAAUUUUAAUGGAGAAAUAUAAGAAAGAACUUCUUAAAUAAUAAGAGGAGAUAUAUUAAUAAAUUUUAGAAGAAUAAUUAGAUGAAUAUGAUUAAAAAUAGAGUUUAAAAUAGAAAAUGUAAUAAUAAAGAAAAAAGGAAUAAAUGAAUAUGUUACACAAGUAAGAUAAUAGAUAUUUAGAUAACAUGAAGAAAUGAAAGAGAAAUAUCUCACAAAAUUGAAAGAAGAGAGGAUUGAAGGAGAAUUAAUUAAAUAAAAGGUUAAAGAUGCUUUAGAAGAGGAAUAAAAGAUAUAAAGAUUAAAAUAGGGAAAGAUUUUGGAAAAUUAGAGAUUAGUAUAAUAGGCAAAUGAUUAAUUAAAAGAGUUUAAGAUUUAAUAAAGAAUUAAGGAGAAAGAGGAGGAUGAAUAAAUAAGAUUGCAUGCAGAGAAGAAAUAAAGAAUAGCUGAGAUGAGAAAGGUUAGAGAGGAUUUAAAAUUUCAUGAGAAAUAGUAAUAGAGAUAAAAAAUGAUAGAUCGAUAGAUUUAAUAGUUAGAAAUAGUUAAAAAGGCAUAAGAAGAACAUUUAAAUAAAUAAAUUAUAGAAGCACAAGUUAAAGCUGAAGAAGUUGAAAAAAUAAAAAAGUAGAAGAGAGAAUAAAUGUUUAAAGCAAUUGAUUAUAGCAGAAAGAUAAAGGAUGAAGUUAAAUAGAAAGAAUCAAAAUGUAUUUUGUAUUGUAAUCAGUUAAGCUGUUGAUUAUCAUAAAAAAGAAUUUUAAAUAUAUUGGGAAAAAAGAGGGAAAGAACUAGAAGAAAUAGAAAAUGUAGAAAAUACAGCAUAAAGAGAUAGGAGAAUUCAAAAUGCAAAAUAUUAAUAAGAUUAAAUUAAUGAAAAGACAGUAAUUAUUAUUUUAUUAAAUUAUUAUUAAGAUUUUAAGAGAAAAAGAAUAUCUUGAAUAAUUAGAUUAAUAAGAAGAGAAAUAAAGAAAAUUAGAAAAAGAGGAUGAAAUUUUUAUGAUAUGGGCAAGUUAAAAGAUUUAAGAAUAAUCAAAAGAAGGAAAGAAUAUAUUGCCAUUAAUAAAAGAAUUAAAAAAUUUAAGUAAAGUUUAAUGA
This is a messenger RNA of Paramecium pentaurelia, 1533 nucleotides long. The record is from the annotation of a GenBank genome assembly. Lineage: Eukaryota; Ciliophora; Oligohymenophorea; Peniculida; Parameciidae.